AUGGCUCAAGAAUACAAACUUAAAGGCCUAGCCUCCUUUGGGGACUUGAAGACCACCGAAAAAAUCGAAGUUGAGGUAGAAGGUGUGCCCGAUGGAAAGAUUUUGCUUGUCAAUCUGGAUGGCAAGAUCCAUGGGUUGAGUCCACGGUGUACUCAUUAUGGUGCACCGUUGAAGAAUGGAGUUGUGGCGCCGGAUGGGAGAAUCACCUGCCCUUGGCAUGGAGCGUGCUUUAACGUCAGCACUGGAGAUGUCGAAGAUGCACCCGCUCUAAAUGCCUUGCAUAAAUUCGACGUCUUCGAAAAGGACGGAGCAGUCUACGUCAGUGCUACAGAAGCCGAUAUUAAAUCUGGACAGAGGAACCCAGUCGGUCGGUGCAGUGUAUCCAACUCAGAUGAGAAGAUCGUCAUUGUGGGAGGUGGAAGCGGAACAAUUGGCUUAGUCCAAGCUCUCCGCGAACGUAAAUACCCAGGCCAUAUCACUAUUAUCUCCAUGGAGCCAGAAUAUGUGAUCGACCGCACGAAAUUGUCCAAGGCGCUCAUCCCAGACGCAUCCAAGAUUCUCUGGCGUCCAUCUGAAUGGUAUGCUGAGGCAGGCAUCGAGAAACUCGUCGACGAAGUCAAAGCCGUAGAUUUUCCAUCGAAGCGUCUCUCUACGGCAUCAGGAAAGACUAUCACUUAUACGAAACUCGUCAUAGCAACAGGAGGAAUCCCGCGCUCACUUCCACUACCCGGCUUCAAGGACAAUGAGCUGCGAAACAUCUUCCCCCUGCGCACCGUCGCAGACGUCCAAGCCAUCCUAGAAGCAACAGGCGACCAGAAGAAGCAGGUAGUGGUAAUCGGCUCCUCAUUCAUCGGCAUGGAAGUCGGAAACGCACUUGCCGGCAAAGAGCACAACGUCACAAUCGUCGGAAUGGAAAGCGUCCCACUAGAACGAGUAAUGGGCGCCAAAGUCGGCCAGAUCUUCCAGCGGAACCUCGAAAAGAGCGGAGUCUCAUUCAAGCUCUCCGCCGGCGUGGAAAAGGCCACACCUUCCUCGUCAAAGCCUAACACCGUCGGCGCAGUCCAUCUAAAAGACGGAACCGUCCUCCCAGCCGACCUAGUCAUUCUCGGCGUUGGCGUCCGUCCCGCAACAGACUUCCUUCAAGACAACAGCUCAAUCUCUCUCCAAAAGGACGGAUCUAUCGCUACAGAUUCCAACUUCGUCGUUCCAGACCUCGAUGAGUCUGUCUUCGCUAUCGGCGACAUAGCUACAUACCCUUAUAACGGUCCAGGUGGAGAUGGAAAGCCCGUCCGAAUUGAACACUGGAAUGUAGCGCAGAAUGCUGGGCGGGCUGUUGCGCGUGCGAUUAUUCAUGCGAAACAUUCGCCGAUCUCUUCUCUCCCGCCUAAACCAUUUAUCCCGAUCUUCUGGUCUGCGCUUGGGGCUCAGCUGCGGUACUGUGGAAAUACGGUGAAUGGGUACGAUGAUGUGGUUUUGAAGGGUGAGCCGGAGAAUGGGAAGUUUGUCGCAUACUAUACUAGUGGGGAUGUGGUUGUUGCUGUUGCUACUAUGGGGACUGAUCCUGUGAUGAGUCAGUCGGCAGAGUUAAUGAGGAGGGGGAAAAUGCCUGGGAAGAAGGAAAUUGUUGGGGGCUUGGAUGUGUUACAGGUGAAAUAG
This is a messenger RNA of Penicillium odoratum, 1656 nucleotides long. RefSeq names its product putative AIF-like mitochondrial oxidoreductase (Nfrl) (gene nfr1). The record is from RefSeq and is a predicted model, not a curated record. Gene Ontology annotation, cellular component: cytoplasm. The transcript is spliced from 3 exons. Bases 1 to 1656 code for a protein of 551 amino acids. NCBI's taxonomy places the organism in Eukaryota, Fungi, Ascomycota, Eurotiomycetes, Eurotiales, Aspergillaceae. Gene Ontology annotation, molecular function: 2 iron, 2 sulfur cluster binding; oxidoreductase activity, acting on NAD(P)H; flavin adenine dinucleotide binding.